This is a messenger RNA of Mobula hypostoma (lesser devil ray), 3886 nucleotides long. RefSeq names its product zinc finger protein 229-like. The transcript has a single exon. The annotation marks the transcript as partial. The record is from RefSeq and is a predicted model, not a curated record. NCBI's taxonomy places the organism in Eukaryota, Metazoa, Chordata, Chondrichthyes, Myliobatiformes, Myliobatidae.
UGUGCGGAAGGGUUCACUCGGUUAUCUGACCUAAUGGCUCACCAGCGAGUUCACACCGGGGAGAGGCCGUUCAUCUGCUCAGACUGCGGGAAGGGAUUCACUCGGUCAUCUGACCUACUGGUACACCAGUCAGUUCACACUGGGGUGAGGCCAUUCACCUGCUCAGACUGUGGGAAGGGAUUCACUCAGUCAUCCCAAUUGAAGGUACAUCAGCGUGUUCACACAGGGGAGCGGCCGUUCACCUGCUCAGACUGUGGGAAGAGAUUCUCUUGCUCAUCCCAACUGAAGGUACAUCAGCGAGCUCACACUGGGGAGAAACCGUUCACCUGCUCAGACUGUGGGAAGGGAUUCACUCUGUCAUCCCACCUACUGGUACACCAGUCAGUUCACACUGGGGAGAAGCCGUUCACCUGCCCAGACUGUGGGAAGGGAUUCACUCGGUCAUCCAACCUACUGGUACAUCAGCGAGUUCACACUGGAGAGAGGCCAUUCACCUGCUCAGACUGCGGGAAGGGAUUCAGACAUUUAGCUACCCUACAAGCACACCGCUCAGUUCACACCGGAGAGUGGUCGUUCACAUGCUCAGACUGCGGGAAGGGAUUCACACGGUCAGCUAGCCUACAAGCACACCAGUCAGUUCACACUGGGGAGUGGCCAUUCACUUGCUCAGUGUGUGGGAAGGGCUUCAUUCGGUCAUCCGACCUACUGGCACACCAGUCAGUUCACACUGGGGAGAGGCCAUUCACCUGCUCAGUCUGUGGGAAGGGAUUCACUCGGUCAUCCCAACUGAAGGUACACCAGUCAGUUCACACUGGGGAGAGGCCGUUCACCUGCUCAGACUGUGGAAAGACAUUCACUCAGUCAUCCUACCUACAGAGUCACCUACGAGUUCACACUGGAGAGAGACCAUUCACCUGCUCAGUCUGUGGGAAGGGAUUCACACGGUCAUCCCAAUUGAAGGUACACCAGUCAGUUCACACUGGUGAGUGGCCGUUCACCUGCUCAGACUGUGGGAAGGGAUUCACUUGUUCAUCUGAACUGAAGGUACAUCAGCGAGUUCACACUGGGGAGAGGCCGUUCACCUGCUCAGUCUGUGGGAAGGGAUUCACUCAGUCAUCCCAUCUACUGACACACCGGUCAGUUCACACUGGGGACUGGCCGUUCACCUGCUCAGACUGUGGGAAGGGAUUCACUCGGUCAUCUCAACUGAAGGUACAUCAGCGAGUUCACACUGGGGAGAGGCCAUUCACCUGCUCAGACUGUGGGAAGCGGUUCACUUGGUCAUCUCAACUACAGAGACACCAGCGAGUUCACACUGGGGAGAGGCCAUUCACCUGCUCAGAUUGUGGGAAGGGAUUCACUCGGUCAUCUCAACUAAAGAGACACCAGCGUGUUCACACUGGGUAGAGGCCAAUCUCCUGCUCAGACUUUGGGAAGAGAUUCUCUCAGCCAAAUCAACCAAAUGUGCAUCAUUGAGUUCACACUGGGGAGAGGCCAUUCACCUGCUGUGAAUGUGGGAAGAGAUUCACUCAGUCAUCUAUCCUUAUGUAAAUCCGGCUUCGGCUAGCAGCUUAAUAUAGAGAGUGAUAGCCCCCAGCCUGGCCAAACUUAAGAAAUCUUGUUUGGGUGGGUGCUGCGUGAUGUGUUCCCUGUUACAAAUCAGUACCCCAAAAUAACAGGCGAUUAAACAAUUGAGCUUUAUAAUUCUUACUUUGACUAUAAGGUUAGUAAAGAAAAGCAAAAAAAGAAGGGCCCUCUCUCAUCAUUCGUGUCUUCUCCUCUCUCUCUGGCAAAAGACUGCAAAAAUCUCUCUUCCAGACUCACAAGAAAGAACAAUAUUUCUCUCAUUGGAUAGCCCCGCAUUCCAAAACCCUGUUAUCUCUAGUCAUAACUUGAACAUUGCUGCGACAGAGAAACCAUUAGCUCAGCAGUGAAACAUUGCAGAGAGGCUAUUACGUUAGCAGUGAAACCUUACAGCAUGUUACACUUGUGACACACUAGCGGGUUCACACUGGGGAGAGAGUUUCAGUAAGCUUCAUGCUGGAUAUUUAUCCAUCACCGUUGCUGAAUGCAAUUUCGAGAGUGACUGUCGGUGCUGAACUCUGCAAUUAUUGUUGCUGCUCACCACACCCAGUUCUGCACCCUGGUCACUGAGCAUGGGAGGAGUUUCUUCUGCUGCACAUUCACCUUUAAUGGGACUGGAGUUCAAUAUAAUGCAUCUGCGACAAAUAGAUCUAUAUUAAACUCUGUCUUUGGUACUUAGUGAAUUUAUAACACACCUAGUGUACAAUAGAGAGUCAACUCAGUCCUGCUGGACCCUGCCGGUGAUUCUGUUCCACGACAGUCCUUUUAAAUCCUCCCCUGUUCACCUCUCGCUCUCCCUGUGGGAUGGGUUCCAAACAGUCACCACUCUGUGGGUGAAGAGGUUUCCCUUGAAUUUUCUGCAGACUGAAGAAGUCCAUCUGACUGCAGUUCUCUCCCUGACAUGUUCUUCGCCGCUCUAAUCUCUGGGCUGAGGAAGAAUGACAUUGGUAGUUAACCUCCUUAUUCAGGGCUCAUUUCCACAUUAUGGGUCAUUUUCACUGCUUUUGAAGGGUUUUUAGAAAACACCACUGUCCUCUAAAGACUCAUAGCAGAAUGGGAAACCAUUUGUUGGAUGUUCAACGGAGCACAGUCAGAAACCAAAGGCAGGUCUGCACAGGGCAGAGUUUGGGGCUCGGGAUGAUGGUUGGGGUAAGAACGUAUGAUGAGGAAAAGGAAAUCAGCAGCGAGGCGUGGUAAUGAAUGACAGAGUAGCAACACUUGGAAGCUAAUUGACAGAGAAAAUAAUUUGGUUGUCUGGCUGACGACACAAACAGUGCCUGUGGUGAGGUGCCCCAUUAGUUGAGGCAUACGUGUCUUGAGAAUGGCUAUAUCUAUUGAGAGAGUUGUUCUUGCUUGUUUAUCCUGUAAUAUUAUAUCCAGAUGGUUAUUUAUGGAUUAUCCUAUCUGUAAUAAUGUAUUGAUUUAAAUAUAAAAUGUGAGAUUCUGUCUCUAAUUGGAUCAGGCUUGAAUUUAUGGUGCAUUAAUGAAGUUAUGGUGGUCAUUCAUGAGUUUGUAUUUUAAAGCAAAAUUUUGAUGAAUGAUAUUUACCACUUGAUUGUACCUGAAUAAGUAAUCAGAUUGAGUUAAAUUGCUGUGGGAUCUUGGAAUGUGUUGGAUUGUGUCUGGGUUCUCUUGGCAUUUUCUGCAUUUAUCGCCUUGUUUGUAUUGUAUGUAUUUUUGAUUUUUUUUUCUUUCUUUUUGUUAACCACCUUGUCCUGUAUUUCUGUAAGGAACCCCUCUGUUUCUGGGAAGAUGUCUUCAAAUCUCAGUCCGGUGCUCGAUGCUUCCUUGUCAACAUCUAGUCUGCUCAGAUCUUUGGAAUGACUCCCAUGGAGGGUCAUACUCAUUCCACUGGUUAAUGUUUUCCUCCAUAGUGAUAAUACAUUUUUCUGAGUUAGCCUCUCAUUUAAGUUUUCUGGUCUGUAUUUCUUAUCAGGAUUGCAUAUACAGACAUGGAUUGUUGAAUCCUGUUCAUUUUUCUUGAAAAUAUACACUGAAACUUUUAUCUGACUGUUGUGUGAUUUAUUUUAAAUGUGUGUUAUUCCUCUUCCUCCUUCCGUCCAUGGUAGUGUUAAUCUAAGUGGGUCUGAGUGUAAAUAGACUUUUCUAAAGUUGUCCUUUCAGGUCUUAUUUAUCUUCGUAAAUUUUACUGAUUUAAGUGGGACCAAGAUAUUUUCAUUAAAAAAAAAGUCAAUGUCGGUAUUGAUGAAGGUGUUUAUUGCCUUUGUUGUAUUUGUCAACUAUUGAGCUCUGUUUGGCAGGAUUUUUGAAGCCUUGAAAUAAAUUUUGUCGAAGGUUUUCC